UGCCGUUGCCGGCUCAGUCGCUGCUACAGUGUGGCCUGGUCGAGUGGUGGUGCCUGUCGAGGGUGCGCGCGCGCGUGUGUGCUGUUCACUCCACAUAUCUGUUGUUGUUUCUGCAAACGCGACUCGGACACACAGUGCGGACUGACUCGAUGAAGAAAAUCGCAUCCCUUUUGGACUAACGCCAAGCCGAAAGAGGUCAGAGGUCACGAUGAAGCCGAGAGUGAGUGGGAGGAGAGCGGCCGCGCUGCUAUUAAUCCUCUUCCCGCCCGUGCUGUGCGCCAUGGCCCUCGAGAAAGGUCGGCGUGAAGCGCCCCACCGGCAGUCCGAGUGGCAAAACCUGUGGUACUCCAAUUUUGAAGAGUUCCAGCGGAUGAACGAGCCAACCUUCGACAACAACACGAUCAGCAACGUGACGGUGCAGCUUGGCGGCUCUGCGUUUCUUCACUGCCGCGUUCGAAAUCUGGGCGAACGGACGGUGAGUGGCGAAAUUUCCUGGGUCCGUCGGCGCGACUGGCAUAUCUUGACUUCGGGAAUGUUCACGUACACAAACGACGAACGAUUCCAAGUUCUGCACGCCGAGGGUUCGGAUGACUGGACCCUGCAGAUAAAAUACGUGCAGAAGCGCGACAACGGAACCUACGAGUGCCAGGUGUCAACGGGCACUGGUAUCAUGUCGCACUUCGUCAAUCUGCACAUUGUGGUACCUGAGGCAUUCAUCCUCGGCAACGGCGAGCACCACGUCGACAUUGGCAGCACUAUCAGCCUUGUCUGCAUCAUUGAGAAGAGCCCGUCUCCACCGCAGUACGUGUUUUGGUAUCACAACGACCGAAUGAUCAACUACGACACCGCGAGGGGCGGCAUCUCCGUGGAGACAGAGCCAGGACCCAAGACGCACAGCCGCCUCAUAAUACGUGACGCCCACGACACCGACUCCGGCAACUACACCUGCAGCGCUUCCAACACGGAGCCAGCAUCCAUUUAUGUUUUCGUCUCUGAAGUUUCAGGAGACAAGCUGCCAGCUCUGCUGAGGAGGAAGACCAACUCUGGCGCCUCGACCGCGGACCUGGCGAUGACAGCGCUGUCGCUGAUGUGGUUACUCUUGUUUCCCAGUCUUGCAUUGGCCGCAAGAUAAGAGACUGACAGGCGAAGAUUAUAAAAGCCACUGCAGAGACUUUUCUAUUUAUAAAUUAGGCAGUACGCGCAAACACUAAAACACAAAUUCCACGGAUUCACCUGCAGCUUCAAGCGGUGCGAAAUCAAGCGCAGCAAAAUCAGCAAACAAGGAAAACGUACCUCCAUCGAAAAUCACUCUUUUAUACGCGCAACAAGUUUAAGAUGAGCGGAAGAAAUUUUAAAGAAGUGCAGCAUUUUUCAUUUCGACCAGGCAGCGUGAAUGGACUGCUGAAAUCUGAGAUUGUGAUUGAUUUACGGUUGAUAAGUGUACAUACAUACAUAUACUAGUAGGCGUAUUUUCCAUCGAGGACUCUAACUGUGUACAAUACGGAAGGAAGAAAACACGUGCUCACCGAACGGAGACUAGCUGUUGGCCUGAAACGGGCGGAUUGUUUUUUUUUUAAUGUGUUAUAACCGCGCCGCUGGCAGUGAAAAUUCUCAUCUCAUAAUGGUGCGAAACACUUAAGGACAAACUGUGGAACAAUUUUCGCGGAAAUUCGUUGAGGUUAAUUAAAUAGUCCUUAAUUAAAAGAGGUAGUCGCAUAGAAAUCGGCCCCGUGUCCAAUAUUCGAUCAAAUACGAGCGUCGAAACUAACCGAAUUUAUGAAAGAAACACAUUCGAUAUUUUCCAGAUUGUGAAGCGCAAGGUCGCAUUCCUGCCGGCUGCCUCUUUUAAAGACCAUCUUUGUUACUCAAUUAUUGUAUAGGGAGUUUAAAGAAAGAUUCAAACUUCGAGAAAAAAAUCACAAAAAUAUAUGACAAUUGAAAUCAGGGUGUUGAAGAAAACAAGAAAAUCAUGGCUCAUCAAUCUUCACAAUAUUCAACGUGUGCGAGAGAAGUGCGUAUCUGUGAAAUAUCACCUUUUCCAAUUUAAAAAGCAUACAUCCUUGGAUUUGAUUGCGUGAGCGGCUGGAAAUAAUAGUACCAUGGUGUGAGGAAAAACACGAUUGCUUAAUUUUUUCAUGCAGGUGACAAGUGUAGCGUGCAUAUUCACGUAUAAAAGUGCCAGCGAUGCACUUGACAAGAUAAUUUUUUCUUGCAACUUUUCACUCAACACAGUGUUUUACUUCUCGUGAAUGUGAGCUGAAAUGGACAAUCUCGAUGUUUUGACAAAAAAAAUCAUCUGUACACCACACUCUGGAAAACAUUUUGUGAAAAGCCUCAACUCUCGACUUAGAGCAGUUUCCUAUUAUUCAUGCAGGAUUGUUUACAACAAUUGAUUGUUUUUAUUUUCUUUGUGAGAAUGAGCAUAUUUUCAUAGAUCCUUUGUUUCUUACGAACUCUGCAGCAAAUUCGAUAAACUUUCACAUUAAAAUAAUCAGCGAAACCAAAAAUUUCGCUCUUUUUUUUUUUAAAAAAAAUAUCGUUCUUUGUUUGUGAAUUUCAAGAAUAAAUAAAACAUUUUAAUUUCGUGUUGAGUGCUGAGGAUUUUGGCUUUGAGGUGAAAAUGGUAGAGAAUAUUUCCUCCUUUGCAUGUUUCUGAGAAUCCGAUUGGAAUUCACGUUGCGUGAUUGCGAACAGAAUGCGACUUGAAGAAAAACAUCAGUCAUCCGGCGAGAGAGUGGGAAAACCAACGAAAAGAGGAUGAAGUGACGUGUGAUAAAAUCUGGCGAGUGAAUACCGAACACGAUGCUCUGUUUCAAAUUUAGCUCGCGCUAAGAGAGAAGAAAGUUUAUUCUCGAAUAACUCUACAUUUCAUUAUGUACGAGAGAAAAAGAGGAACAUGAGGAAGAGAUAAAUCAAAGUUCGCUCUGCUCGCGAGUGCGGACGGAAUAAAUAGCAGAGAGCGCGUGUCGCGAUGCUGGCAGAGCAGAUUUACGCAAUUUCAACCCUCUCUCGGUCGUCAGGCUCAUCUCAUUUAUGCGCGCGAAUGGCCCGAGAGGGAUUUUUGGUGGUGCGUGUGAGAUAUGCGUGAGGAGCCAAUUAUUUUUGUGUCUGCGUACGAAUGAAGAGAUCGUGUCGUGUGUCUCUCUCAAAGCAAAAUAGCAUUCUGUAUCGAAAUAAGAGAAAGAGAAAUUGCCCUCCACAUCCAUCGAUUACUUACCCUCAAAAUAACAAAAGUAAAUGACAUCUCCUUUAAAUUAUACAAAAAACGAAUAAAAAUUAAACAAAA
Cloeon dipterum is the source of this 3286-nucleotide messenger RNA. Its product is annotated as neural cell adhesion molecule 1-like. Gene Ontology annotation, cellular component: neuron projection membrane. Lineage: Eukaryota; Metazoa; Arthropoda; Insecta; Ephemeroptera; Baetidae. The record is from RefSeq and is a predicted model, not a curated record. The coding region runs from base 209 to 1132 and encodes 307 amino acids. Gene Ontology annotation, biological process: synapse organization. The transcript is spliced from 7 exons.